ACUGUCGAGCAAAUAAGUAAAAUCACACAUUCGUUGGCACUUUCGCUCUUAUUGUCUCGCAGCUGCAAAGAGGCCAAUCAGGGAUUAUUAAGACAGUAACGUAUGCGGGGGAUUUGACAGCGAAUGCGGGUUAACUAAACUUCAUGAUCAGUUGUAAUGAUGUGGCUGGAAAACAAUUCAACUAGCAACUGAGCACAGCAAAACAGAGAGUAAAAAGAAUAAAUGCGGGUAAGUAUGACUGCGCGGCAGUAAAGGUUGACAAAGUUGGCUUAUUUAAUGGGGUUGUGGUCGUUAUUUUGUUGGGAGCAGCGACGGCUACGUCGACUUGAGUAGUAAGCGUGGUGAUUCUGAAAUAAAUUACUAGUGAGCGGCGGAUACGCAUUCAGUCACAAACGACCCCGCGACGCGCAUCGCUGAACACGCAAAAUAUACGCGAAGCUAACGAACGAACCAAAACGAUAAAUUUAAUCAUUUUUUCUACCCCAAUUUAUUUACAUACAAACUUCAAAUUUACUUCAACUUCAAAUUGAGCGCGUUAAACAAAACCAAUUUAAUACACAGAGGAUGGAUGACUCACUAGCAUAAAGGAGCGUAAAGUGUUUAUGAAAAGUCACGCUACAAUAGCAUCGAAAUAAGCGCGUAAAGUUAAGUGAUCGACAACCUACAAAACCCGGCCGACAAGUAACUCGACUGUUACCAUUCAUCCUCGCCAUCACCAUCAGUUGCCACUUACCACAUUAGCUUACCAGACGCUUUUUAUUCGUUCAGCUUCUUUUGACGCUCCUAAAAAUGCAAUCCACGGCUAAGAAAUGGAGUGGAAUCACUACCGACGAUCGCCGUUUACUACGUUGCAUCCUGCUCGAACUGAUCAUCUUCAUGGUGCUCGGCUUACCGAUACUCAUUUGCGAGUUCGUCAUAGAACCUUUUCGUCGUGGAUUCUUCUGUAGCGACGAGACGAUACGUUAUCCUUUUCGUGACAAUACCGUUACGACGGUUAUGCUCGGCUUACUCAUUACCCUCCUGCCGGCCACGGUGCUAAUCGGUGUGGAGUUUACGCGCUUCUAUCGUUGUGGUCGCGUGAGAGAAUCAAGAUUGCUUUUUGGCUGGAAUAUACCCAUUUGGAUGGUGGAAUUUGUCAAAUAUGCGAUCCACUUCACUUUUGGCGCCCUACUAACUUUUGAUGCAACAGAACUGGGCAAGUUCACAAUUGGACGCUUGCGUCCACAUUUCAUAAGUGUGUGUCAGCCGCAGCUGGCAGAUGGUAGUAGUUGUGAUGCGCCGCAAAAUCUUCAUCGGUAUAUUGAGAAUUACGUUUGUGUGGGCAACGGUUACACAGCGGAUGAUGUGCGCCAGUCAAGGCUUUCAUUUCCCAGCGGCCACUCGAGCCUUCUCUUCUUCACCAUGACUUAUCUCACCAUAUACUUGCAAUACAAGCUCACCUGGAAUGGUUCCAAGUUUGCGCGCAAUUUUCUGCAAUUCGCUUUGCUCAUGUUGGCUUGGUUUACGGCACUAUCGCGCAUCAUGGACAAUUGGCAUCAUUGGUCUGAUGUGUUGAGCGGCUCCUUAUUGGGUGUGGCAGGUGCUGUGCUAACUGCGCUUUAUAUCACUAAAGAUUUUAGUACGCCACUGGAGCGCUUGCACGUCAACUUGCCGCGCCAGGAUACGAGCACAACACUGGACGAGAUUGCCCCAACGCCACCUCCUUAUACGCUGAGGAAUGGAAAAAGCAGCGAAUCGUCGUUGAAUAGGAAUAGCACGAGUAGCUUUGGCAAUGAUCAGUUUUGUACGAAAGUGUGAAAAGUGUUAAAUGCGUUGGUGAGAAUUUAAGUCUAAGAAUAACUGUGGUAACUUUAAAAAAUGUAAAAGAAAUAAAUAUGGCUGAGCACAAUAGGAUAGAAUCUUGUAGAGUGCUAGUUUGUAUGUAAAAAACCUAAAAAUAUUGGUAACAAUUUGAAAUAUAGUGACAGUUUAAGAAGUGGGAAGAAUUUAUAAACUGAAGAAAGAUUAAAAAAGAAAAACUGUACAAAAUAGAACGCACUUUUGAGAAGUGAGAAAAGUUCGAAAAGUCGGAAGAGUUUAAAAACGGGAACAAUAUCAAAUUUGGGAACAGUUCGAAUAUGUGAACAGUUUUAAAAGUGAGAACAGUUUUAGAAGUGGGAACAGUUUAAAAGUGGGAACAGUUUAAGAAAUAAGAAAUGUUUAUUAAACUAAAUUAGUUUAACAUUUUGAAAUUAUUCUGCAUUGUUUUGGAAGUGAGAACAGUUUGAAAAAUAGGAAAAAUGCAUGAAAAGAGACGGGUUUAAAAAAUUUAUAAUAUAUUAUUGGGACUUGUCAACACCUUUGAAAAUCAGAACAGUUAUAGAAGUGAGAACAGUUUGAAAAAUAGGGAAAGUUUGUGAAACUAAAGUAUUUUAAAAUAUUCAAGUUAUUGGACAAUGAUAAUGAACUUUUGUGAAUUGUUACAUAAAUACAUUCAGAUCUGUUCUCACAUAUUGUUUAAGUAAAUAAGACAGCGAAGUUUGUAAAGUGGCAAAUAGUCAUUGCAAAGUUUGCUGGUGACAUACAAAAGAUUGUAUAAGGAAAUACUACUGAAAACCCAAGAAAAGCUAAAACGUACGCAAUCUGUAUCAAUAAAACCGAAGCGCAGCUACUCUAAAAUGCACAGCCAAUAAAAAUAUGCCAAAGAAGUGCAAAUGAUGGGGGAGUAUUUUAGUAUUAAGAGUGAAAAAUGUAUAGUUUUAAAUACACCAACAAUUUAUUGCUCAUUGCGUUUUUUGCAAUAUUUAAUCUGUAGUUACAAACAUUUCCUUUGACAUUAUCUUACCUUUUGUAAAAUUUUUUACGCUCAUAGAUACAAUACAAAAAUGCAAAAUGAUGAAAAUAAUUUUAAGUUUUAUUUACUGAGAACCUGUUUUGUCGGAAAGAAAAAUACUUAAACAAUAAACAAAUGUUAAUUAGGUGUGUAGCCUUAAGAAUUAUUUACGAUUUGCUUACUUUUAUGUUCCUCAUAAGUUUAUGAUAAAUAAAAAUUAU
Anastrepha ludens (Mexican fruit fly) is the source of this 3033-nucleotide messenger RNA. Its product is annotated as putative phosphatidate phosphatase. The record is from RefSeq and is a predicted model, not a curated record. The transcript has a single exon. Bases 790 to 1797 code for a protein of 335 amino acids. Lineage: Eukaryota; Metazoa; Arthropoda; Insecta; Diptera; Tephritidae. Gene Ontology annotation, molecular function: phosphatidate phosphatase activity. Gene Ontology annotation, biological process: signal transduction; phospholipid metabolic process; phospholipid dephosphorylation.